This is a messenger RNA of Pipistrellus nathusii (Nathusius's pipistrelle), 243 nucleotides long. The record is from the annotation of a GenBank genome assembly. Lineage: Eukaryota; Metazoa; Chordata; Mammalia; Chiroptera; Vespertilionidae.
AUGUCCAUCCGCACCAAGCUGCAGAACAAGGAGCAUGUGAUUGAGGCCCUUCGCAGAGCCAAAUUCAAGUUCAAGGCCGCCAGAAGAUCCCACAUCUCCAAGAAGUGGGGCUUUACUCAGUUUAAUGCGGAUGAGUUUGAAGACAUGGUGGCCGAGAAGCGCCUCAUCUCUGUGGAUGGCUGUAGAGUCAAAUACAUCCCUAAUCACGGUCCCCGGGACAGAUGGCGAGCCCUGCACCCGUGA